CCAUAACGGAAGCAUAUUCUGAUUAGUCAGCAGGUUCGCCAACAGUUUCCACACUGAGACGACCAGGCCGUAGUCGACGACUCUUCGACCUCGACGGUCACUCCCUGUGCUCGCUCCAGAACCACGCUUUGCUAUUCCCUGAAACUAGUGUUUCGCUGAACCUCGUAGUGCUGUAGGCCUUUCUAGGACGCCGGUCACGGACAUGUCGCGGGUUGCGCACAUCCGGAGAGACAUCGCCGCUAUUGAGCAACAACUCUGCUCCAUUGAAGCCGAAAAGCAACAAGCGCGAGAGGCCCUAGACGUCCUGUCAGCGAAGAGACGCUUAUUGGAGGCGCGUCGCACUGCACUCGACGCGCAGGCCACGCCCGUUCACUGGCUCCCAUCUGAACUCCUACUCGACAUCUUUGUCGCUUUUCUCCAAGCAGAUGCGUCCGCACCGGUUACGUUGGAACUUUCGGUGCGCCCUAUCACCGUCUCCCUCGUGUGUCGACAGUGGCGAUCGCUAGCUCUCUCGACGUCGAGCCUAUGGUUCCGCAUCCCCGUCCACACUCGACCUAUGAUACUUUUCUUGAGCCGCUCUCAGGAGACGAUGCUGGAACUAGCUUUCUUGCAAACUCCUGUUUUCGACGUCUCAUCUUGGGAUGCGACCCACUUGUCAUUACGCCCUUACGUUCCACGUGUGCGGUCAAUCCGAUGGCGGAUGACAGGCGGCAAGAGCCGUGAUAUGCUCAACAAGUUGAUGACCAGUGAUGUGCCGUUGUGCGCAUUGCAGGUCAUUGACAUCUGCGGUCCGGCGCAGCAGAGAAGACUACAGUUCUGGGCAGUCGAACGCUACGUAUGGAUGAACAACACAACCCUCCCGGCGCUCGAGGAGUUGCGUCUCACUGCAGCCAUGGCUCUUUCCAAACCUCCAGUUCGCUUUCCUCGAUUGCGUAUCCUACAACUCGACCACCGGGAUUUGCGGCUCUCAGUGUUAUAUCAACUGCUUCAAUGCACCCCGAACCUCAAAACACUUGUUCUAGUUGAUAUCGUACCAAGGUUGGAUUUCGCUAUACGGUCUAUACCCGCUCGACUCGGUGACCGCCCUCGAAUACAGUGGGCCUGGGCCUCAACCUCACAGCCUCGAAUAUACCGCGACGUGCCUGUUUUGGCUUGCCUGGAGCACCUUGAUUGGAGCUUUGCUCCCCCCGCGGAUGCUUGGCUCCUUUUCCUUCUCCUCGACACUCCGAAUCUGCGAUCUCUUGCUCUGUGCCUCAACACUGGCCUGAGUCGAUGGCCGCGUUACACGGGCUACGAUCCCUCCAACCCCGACCCUGCCAUUCAAGACAGCAUUCCAGUGUGCCUGUCUUCUCUCCGAGAGCUGGAUGUCCAAUGUAUUGAUGACGAAGCGUUACGUUAUGUUUUCCACAAACUCCACUUUCCCUCGCUCACGAAACUACACAUCACGUAUCUGCCGCCCCUCCGUGCGCGGUGCGAGCUUCCACGGCUUCCCCGCCACGAGAGCAUGUUCCGCGAGCCUCGGCUUCACACCGUGACGGAUCUCAAGCUCUCGCACUUCACUCUCGACAUCGACGAGACCAAGACGAUGCUGCGAUAUAUGCCCGCUCUCACUCACCUUACUUUCCUGGACUGCCCUCAAGCGGCCGGCGUCGUCUGCGCUCUGUCUGGCGGCACUUGUGACAACCGACACGUGAACCCGCUCAACAUCUGGAUAUGUCCGCGGCUCGAAGUCUUCCGGGUGGUGGACGUUCCCGACCUCAGAUUCCGGUGCCUGCGAGGGAUGCUCCACGCGCGAUUCCAUGGUUCCCGGGCACCCGGCUCCUGCCUCACCACUCCGUCGAAGCAGGGGCCUCGCGUGCCGGGAUCCUCUUCUCCACGUGUCGUCAAGCCUUUGCGGAGAAGACUUCGGGAUGACGACCUCAGUAGCGCCGACGGCUCUACGUCUUCGCCGUCCUCACGCGCGGGCGCUACCAUUGGAUGGAACCCAUAUGCCUCCAUGCGACCAUCGCUGCUCCGCAUCGUAUGCGUUGAGGGAUGUCGCCGAGUCUCUGAGAUAGAGGCGAUGUCCUUGGGUGACGAAUUCCCGUCCCUGAGGGUCAAGUGGGAAGCGUAGCCGAAAUGUCCCGCGUUCAACGUGACAACCUCAACCUCAACUAUUCCCGUUAUUCCUACUGCGAUACCUAAUUCCCGGAUCCUCAUAACUCUGAACUGUGUGCGUAUUGCACCUCUGAUAGUCUAUUCGUCCUGGCCUUGCGAUACCCGCUACUUCUAUGCGGACGCGUUGUUAAACCGUGUCCCCAAAUGUCACUUACGAUCUCAGACUGCCACUCUGGUAUUCUAAAUGAUGUUGACGACUUGGUACCAUGUAUACGUGUACGAUAUAUAGUCCGUGGUCACUUCAUGAGUCCUAUCUCUCCGAAAGCCUGCGCGAUGUGGGUUCUGAUCACACUUUGUUGUCUGAGAAAGAUGGCGGAGCUAAGAAGCUCAACGCCAAUUAGAUAAGCAAAUUCAUA
Messenger RNA from Fomitopsis serialis, 2513 nucleotides. RefSeq lists its product as uncharacterized. Bases 203 to 2113 code for a protein of 636 amino acids. Lineage: Eukaryota; Fungi; Basidiomycota; Agaricomycetes; Polyporales; Fomitopsidaceae. The transcript has 3 exons. The record is from RefSeq and is a predicted model, not a curated record.